Messenger RNA from Scleropages formosus (Asian bonytongue), 3841 nucleotides. It is a transcript of the gene il22ra2, whose product is annotated as interleukin 22 receptor, alpha 2. The transcript has 6 exons. NCBI's taxonomy places the organism in Eukaryota, Metazoa, Chordata, Actinopteri, Osteoglossiformes, Osteoglossidae. The coding region runs from base 1672 to 2433 and encodes 253 amino acids. Gene Ontology annotation, biological process: cytokine-mediated signaling pathway. Gene Ontology annotation, cellular component: plasma membrane. The record is from RefSeq and is a predicted model, not a curated record. Gene Ontology annotation, molecular function: protein binding; cytokine receptor activity.
AUCAGGUUCCCCCCCCCCCCCCGAGGAAAAUAUUGCUUUGAAGUCUGAGAAAUAAAUGCUCAGAGUGCAGCAUCUGUUCCACUUCCAGCACACACACACACACGACAGUUUUCUCCUUGGGUCAUGAGGUUUCAAACAUGGUGUCUUUGAGAGUUCAGUGAUAAAGCUGUAAAGGGGCGGGGGGGGAUCUGACUUCCAGCUUGUUAAUUUGUAUUUAAAUGUUUCUCAGAAUAUCCUCGCACUAUUUUCAGUUUGGCAUUAAUGCAUUCAAAAUCACAGUUCUUGCGGUUUUGUAGACUGGAAUUUGUAGAAGUCCAUUUCAUUACAAUGAGUUUCUGCUUCAAGCAGUUCCUUAGUCCCAGUCCUGGGUGUUGUUUACCCUGUUUUACAGCCCUUUAGAAAACAGCGUUUACUGAAGUAAAUGUAAAUAUUCUGGAUAGUUGGUGUUUUUAAAUUUAGUUCCCCCCCCCUACUCAUUUUGGCAGUCAACAAACCCCUUUUUUUCUGUUGCUUUUAUUUCCCGUGAAUAAAUAAUUAAAACCUCACCGUGUUAAUAGGCCCCAGUCCCGGAACAAGUCAACGGUUAUUACCGUUCUGCGAUACCGACGCGAGGUGGGGGUUGAGUGUUAUCGAGAGCUGCCGAAAUAUAAAUCAGGAGGCCAUUCUUCCCCGUAGGCUGUCGCUGGGCCGCACCAGCACGUCCCCCCCCCAGCGUUGAGUGCAAAACAGUAAAUCAGAAGGGGGACAAUGGCACAGCACAGCGGUAAGCCUCUCUGAAACAGUGCCACGGCAACCGGGUCAAAAGGUUGUCAGGGUCUGUGCCAGCGGUCCUUGUGACCCUUUACUCACCACACCAUCAUUAAACCCAUUGGGGCUCCAAGAAGAGACGCGUUUCCCAGGUCUGAACGUCACCGUCCCCAAUCCCAGAAGGCUGCGUUCCGACUUGCGCCGGCUGUUCGACGCACAAACGCAUCUGGAACGCAAAUAUUUCAAUGUGUGACUUCACUGUUGCAGACAGGAGGAGCCAGUGAAUCAAGAGUGACAUUUUAGCCCAUUGCCGGAUAUUUAUCCAUUUUUGGCACCAAACCAUGAGUCGCGUCUCAGAGAAUACCGCGGUGCAGCGCGUUGGGAUUACCGCGUGGACAACUCGUCAGUUCUUGAGCUCUUCUGAAUGCUUACCGUAAAACUGAAGUAAGCGCGAGCGCAGACAAAGAACGAGGAACCACGCGAAAGGUCAGCUCAUCUUCCGCGUCUGCGGGCUGCCGGGCGCGGUGGAAAAAUGACACCUUUGACUUUUUCCCCAUUUUCGGGCACGGCCGACCAACUACCCUCCGACCGACUUUCCUGGAUCCCGGACCCUGCGAAGAAAUCAGAGUUGCCCCCUUCCGCAUCCCGCCGCACGUCUGUUCAUCGUUCGGCGUACACGUCAAAGUCGAAGAAAAGGCGUGGAACAAAUUACGAAGAAGUGUGAGCUGUUAAAAUGACUGACGAAGAAUACAGAUGUUUCUAGUUAAACGGUAUUGCGGUGAGCGGUGCAUUUUACUGCAUAUGAUUUCACCCUUCAGAGCUCAUUGAGUAAAAAUCUGGGUGCGAACGGUGCAGAGUCCUUGUAGCGGGUUGGGCUUAUCCAGCGAGACUGGACUAGCUUCACCCUUUACUUCUGCUUUUAAGAUGUAUAAAGAGUGCAGCGGAGGUGCUGCUGGGCAGUAUAAGCGCCCACACGGUGCUGCUGUUGACAUGAGACCACUGACCUUCUGGCUGUUCUGCAUCUCCAUCCUCAACGCGUACCCCAGAAUUUCCCACAGCAAAGAUGCCUCGAGAGGUCUGAUUCCGCAGGAAGUGAGGUUCCGCUCGCUGGACUACAGCAACGUUCUGCACUGGAAGCCCCAAUCCUACACCAACAAGGGCCAGAAGUUCUUUGUCCAGUACAAAGUCUACGGGGACAAGCAGUGGACCGACGUGACCCAGUGCCAGGGAAUCAGCCAGACCUCCUGUGACCUGACCCAGCAGACUUCAGACCCCAGGGAGUGGUACUACGCCAGGGUACAGGCAGCCCUCCACGGAACACAGUCUGGAUGGGCGCUGAGCCCCAGGUUCAACCCCUACUGGGAGACAUCAGUGAGCCCUCCCGCCAUGAGGCUGAGGGCAACCGAGCAGGGUGUCGUGAUCCGGCUCAGACCUCCGCGGUCGCCCUACAGGAGACGCCGAGGGAGCUUCAUCUCUAUGAGGAAGCUACAGAAACUGACCUUCAGAAUAUUCAUUACCCACGAUGGGGUCUUGCAGGAAACACUCGAGGUGGAGGGCUGUGUCACUGAGCUAGUGGUCAAAGACCAAAAUCCAAGGACCACCUACUGCUUCCAGGUGGAAGCCCACCUCCUGCAACAGGGGCGCAGUGGCACGAGGAGCAAUCCAACGUGCAUCACCACUCGAUGAGCCCCAGCCGGGAGGCUCAGGCCCCACUUCCAGACGCCACAUGCACAGGCCCACCUGAAGCAGGAACCGGGUACAGAGUAUCUGUGGACAAAUUCUGAAUUACCUCAAGCUUUGCGUGCUCUGUGGUUCAACAAUGCUUUACGGUGUCGAUGUCACUGCUGUUCCCAGACAUCCAGCAGCGUGUCAAAGUAAUAAAAAUGUGUAACAAGUCUGAACUAAUUCUGUAAAAGAUCUUUGGUGUUAGUCAUAUCAACACCCCCCCCAUCCCCACAAGUGAAACAUAAUAAAUCUUUGAACCUUUUUAUUCAAGCUUUACACAGGGUAGAAAAAUAGAGACAAGAUGAGUCCUCAGAAUAUUUUUCUACAACAGGAAACAGAAGUAAUGCAAUAUCGUUCAGAAGCCAACCAUGUAAGUCCGACAUUGAAGAACUUGUGUUCUUGUGACUGAGGAAUUACUUUACACCUUGCACAUGAAAAUAUUUAAUCUGAGGUCACGAUCAUGCAAGUCUAACUGAUGUAAAGCAUGGAAUCGGCAUCGUACAAGGAAUUAAUUUCAGAGGGAAAUACAAUUCUUUUGGUUUUGAUUUUCCAAUAUAACGUCAGGACUAACAGUUACUUGUCAAAGAAAUAAAGAAAAUGCUUAAUAAAUACACUGUAUUUGGAUUGUAGAAGGUAGAGAACCAAAACAAUAGUGUUUUGAGAUUCAUGUACAAUAAAUUAAACCACUGCUGCAUGGAAAACUCACAUUUGGAGUUUGAUUAUACAGGCCACAGCAUUACGUUUGCAGGGUUCGUGUAGACAGUACAGACACGAGGUACUUAAACUACUGAAACGAUUUUACAGGAGUGAAAAAAGGAUGUGUUGCCCUCUGCUUCUAGUAAAGGGUACUUAAGAGCUUCCCGUUUCCUUGGGUACGGCGGCUAACAACAACCCCCAGGGCACAUAAACCUACGGUAAUCUAGAACAGACACAAAGUAAUGUGCAUGAGGAAUGAACGCAUCCUGUUAUAAAAUAAACACACAAAUUAAAUGUCCAAGGAAUUUAAAGUAACCAAAAACAGGACUAUGUACACAUCAUUAAAAUAGGGGUGAGGGAGUUUGACGUUUAUGGUACACCACAAACUGCUUGCUGACAUGUAAAUUCUGCCCAAACUGGUAACAGAAGCUUUGGUGAAAAGGCAUCAACAAACUAUUUCUUGGGCCUUAAGAUAAUAGCUUCUUAUUUACUGGAUCGCACAGCAUGAGCGCGAGUGACCCCGUUUGAUAAAACUCAAUACACGAGUGCACUGGACAUCACGUGGGAUACUCCGAAGGAAGGAAGGAAGAUGUCACUGUUUUUCAACACAACUUUGCAGUCUGUAUUCAUGAAGUAAGACAUAACAUUGUAAAUACUCAUUGUUUUAAAAAAA